Messenger RNA from Neltuma alba, 689 nucleotides. Its product is annotated as CASP-like protein 1C2. Bases 87 to 578 code for a protein of 163 amino acids. Lineage: Eukaryota; Viridiplantae; Streptophyta; Magnoliopsida; Fabales; Fabaceae. The transcript has 3 exons. The record is from RefSeq and is a predicted model, not a curated record.
CCUUUAAUUUUCUGUCACUCAUAUUCUUUGAAAUCUCAUCGAUUAAACUAAGUCAUCCCCUGAAGCCACAAUUCAUUGCACAGUCCAUGGCCAAAACCACGAGGUUCUGCUACCUUCUAUUAAGGGUCCUGGCCUUUGGGGCGACCCUUUCUUCCGUCAUUGUCAUGGCCACUAGCCACGAAACAUUUAGCUUCUUCACGGUAUCCUUGGAAGCAAAGUACACCCACUCCUCUGCCUUCAAGUACUUUGUAAUUGCCAACUCUGUAGUGGCCGUCUACGGAUUCCUCGUCCUCUUUCUUCCCUCAGGAAGUUUUCUUUGGCAAUUCGUCAUUUUCUUUGAUUUGGUGUUCACAAUAUUACUCACCUCAAGCAUAUCCGCCGCAUUGGCUAUGGCUUAUGUGGGCAAGAAGGGAAAUAGAUAUACUGGUUGGGUGCCAGUAUGUGGUCAAGUACCCAAAUAUUGUCAUCAAGUGACAGGAGCGUUAGCCUCUGGUUUCAUUGCACUCAUUAUGUAUAUUAUUCUCCUUGUUCAUUCCAUUUACAGCAUCCUACCUCUUCUUCAAGCAGGUAAAACCUGAAUACAGAGUUUGGAAACAUCCAGAGACAGAGUCCUAUGCUGUUGAAGCACAAGUGAAGCUCUCUUUCUUAUCAUUUUUGCUCUUUUUGCUAAAUUUUCUGCCUUUCUUGCG